Molecule: messenger RNA, 2517 nt
Organism: Aplysia californica (California sea hare)
Lineage: Eukaryota; Metazoa; Mollusca; Gastropoda; Aplysiida; Aplysiidae
Product: 60 kDa SS-A/Ro ribonucleoprotein
Exons: 9
Coding region: 227-1900 (557 amino acids)
Cellular component (GO): ribonucleoprotein complex
Molecular function (GO): RNA binding
Source: RefSeq, a predicted model, not a curated record
UCAUUAUCAUUGCUUUUUUUAGGGGCGUACACGUAGGCCUACGCCGACGGGCAGAACCUUGCUGGGAAGAUCUAAUUAAUUAGAUCUGGAUCUAGAUCUAGGACAAGCAAGAUCAAGAGGAGCCUCGUUAACAGUUCCAAUGGCGUCAACUAUUUCCCUUUCUUCUGUCAUUCAAUGGGAUUGCACAGGCUAAAAAGAGUCUAUAAAAUUUGAAAGACACACUAUAAUGGAAGGUACCCCAAGCCAGCUUGACCUGUUGAGUAGAUUCGUCUGCGUUGGAUCUGAAGACGGAACAUAUACAGUGACCACACAGAAAAAUAAGCAACAAAGUCACAGUAAGAGAAAGUCAACCUCUACAAUCCUAUUUUCUGCUGAAACAGAAAAACCAGAAGUUUUAAGUCCUUUCCUAGCAUCAACUGAGGAGAGUUUGAGGGCUCUUGACAAGCUAAGGAAAGUAUUUAAAAGAAAAUGGUACAUCAGUAAGGACCCUCUGCUUUCAUCCCUUGCAAGAAUUGUGCGUUCUUCGGUCCCCUCCAAUGAGAAAAAUCAUGAAAAUGAUGCAGUGAGAGAUCAAGCGUAUAAGCUUGCACUACAAGUUUGCGAGACUUCAAAGGAUCUUUUCACCUUUGUUAAUUUAGAUAAAUUCUAUGGGAAGCCCAAAGUAGACGGUAAAUGUAAAGUGGGAUGGGGGCGAGGUUUAAGGACUAUGAUUACAGAAUUUUAUGAGUCCAAGCCAGCGCUGAAGUUAGCUCGAGAAGUGAUGCACUGCAAGCAAGCUCUGGGAUUUACACACCGUGAUUUGAUCAGACAGUGUCACCUGCACCCCAGCAAAAAAGGCAGAGGCAGAGCUGAAGUAAUGAAUUACUUGGUGAAGGAUCAGCAGCUGGUAGACUCCAAGAUGGAAAUGGACGAAGAGGCUCAAGCAGUGAUGACCUUUCUCCAGGACGUGCACCAGCUGAAAGGAAACUUUGGAGACAACAAGGACAAAGUGCGCGUCCUGGUGGAGAAACACGGCCUGACCAGCCAGCAGGUGCCGCCCAACUGCCUGCAGUUCAAAGAGCUGUAUGAAGGUUUGCUGGGACACGAACCUCUCAAUGAGUUGGUACAGCACAUUCCCAAAAUGGCCAAUUUGCAGAUGUUGAAUGAAGAUUCCCCGCACGUGCGGAGAGUUACGGACCGACUGACGUCUGCUGAUGAGGCAGAACUCCAACAAUUGUCGCCAGCGCUUGUCCUGAAAGUAGAAAAGAAGUAUUCGGCAAGUAAGAAGAAAUGGAAGAAAAAUCAGGAUGUCGUCAAUGCUUUGCAGAGAGUGUACCAGGAUUCUCUUCGGGCUACCCCAAAACUGCUUUUGGGCAAGAAGUGUCUUCUUGCCUUGAACUUUGACCCAAGACACAAAGACGUUCGUGUCGAUGGUUUUACCGAGCUGAAAGUGAUCCACGUCUGUGCCCUUGUGACGGAAAUCAUGCUGCGUACUACUGAUUCCCUUCAAGUCGUUCACCUCACUGACGAAGUAGAGGCGGUCCCAGUGACAUCAUUGAUGAACCAUCGAAAGGUCACCGAGACCUUGAACAAGGCAGCUACUAAAAAUAAAGUGUUGGAGGCACAAAGACACUACGGUUUGGAAGGCUGCAUGUCCUGGGCAUCUGGCAAGCGGUUUGAUAACAUUCUCAUCGUAUGUGAAAAGAAAUCUAAAGCGCCACAUGGUCCUAGUCCCGUUCAUACAGCCAUUGCUGAAUUUCGCCGCAACGGUAACGCUGACACCAAGAUCGCCAUUGUGGGACUGGCAGAUACAGCGAAGAUGGGGAUGGCGAAUGACUUGAAUCUUCUGGAUGUGUCGGGAUUUGAUGAAACUGUUCCCGUCCUGCUCCAAAAAUUUUUCCAAGGGUAUUCGGAUGACUAGAUUUAUUUUCUUAUGUUCAUCAACUGUGUAUUGACGGCUUAGUGAAAGGCUCUGUGAUAUUCCACUGUUCAAAAUGGCGUAUGGUGGAGUCGUAACACUUAGCAAUAGAUAUUUAUUUAUGCAUGUUCUGAUUUGUAUUUUUUACAAUGUCUGAGUAAAUUUGUGCAUCAUGUACUUUUUUUUUUAGUAGAAGUGUUUACUCUUUCUGAUUUCUUUAUUGAGAUGCACAAUGAUCAUCCUGCAGAGAUGAAAACAGGCUUUAUAAAUAUGCAAUUUAUGAUGAUGAUGGUGAUGAUGAUGAUGAUGAUGAUGAUGAUGAUGAUUAUUGAACCUGUGCAAAUCUUUUAUGAAUUGAGAGAACAUACGUAACCGACUAGUAAUCGUGAGAUUUCUGGUUCGGGGGUUCGAGUGUCAAUUCAGCCCGACGUUGUGUUCUUGGGAAAGUCACUUUAUGUGAAUUUCGUCUCUUAAAUAACCUAAUGUGUUGAUAGGGGCGUAAAAUCACUACCAUUUCAUUUAUGAUGUUGUUGUAACCUUUGUCCAAUGGUUGGUUCAAGGCCACGGCUCCCAGGUUUUAUGACUUUCCAGGGGUUUAAGAUAAAGAAAGAAAAAAAAAA